UAACCAAUUUAUCAGAAAACAAAGCUUACCCGAAAUCCAAAACAACAAAAGGUCAAAAUCCUCAAAUACUCAACAAACAAACAGCAAAUAACUCUCUCUUUCUUUCUCUCUGUACACUAGUCCAAGCUCUCUCUAAUUUCCAUGGCGGCCAAGAAGACCAUUAACAACAACAACAACAACCAAAACAAGAACGACAUGAAGAAGAUGUUGAAUAUAAUUCUCAACCCUCAUUUAUGACUUAGUCCCUUUUGUCGUUUUUAUCAACUGUUCGACUCUUUCUCUCUCCCAUAACUCUUCUCCAUUAAACCUCUCUCCCCCUCCCUCUUGGUUUUCGUGCUCCACUAAACUUUUAUUAAAGUCGUCCCAUCUUUUUCUCUCUCUCUCUCUCUCUCUCUCUCUCUCUCUCAUUCCAAUAACUCUCUCAGCUAGACAAAGUGGGGGAAAAAACCCAAGCAAAAAGCAGCUAAAUUUAAGCAAUUUGAGAUCUGGGUUUUGUGAAUUUUUGCCUUUUUUCUUGUGAUUUUAUUGAAGAAAGCAUUGUUUUGGCUUCUGGGUUUUGGUUCUUCUGUUGGGUUUUUGAUAAACAAAACAAAAGAAUGGGAAGCAAAUGGAGGAAAGCAAAGUUGGCUCUGGGAAUGAAUCUCUGUUUAUAUGUUCCAAGAACAUUAGAGGACUCCCCUCCUUCCCUUGACACCUCCGAUAGAUUGUCCGACGCGGCUCUACUUUCGCCGGCCAACUGGGCCGUCAGCUCCUCCAGGCCCGCCACUCCAGCAACUUCUUCUCACAGCUUGAAGCUCUCUAAAAGUGCCAGUAAAUCGUCUAAGCAAACAUGUUCUAUAUGCUUAACCAAGAUGAAGCAAGGAGGAGGACAUGCCAUUUUCACUGCUGAAUGCUCUCAUUCUUUCCAUUUCCACUGCAUAACCUCUAAUGUCAAACAUGGCAACCAGAUUUGCCCUGUGUGCAGGGCUAAAUGGAAAGAGAUUCCUCUACAGGGUCCUCCAACUCUUGAUCAUCCUCCACCGGGGAGACCAACGGCGAUCACUCCGGUUGGUUGGCCGCCUCAAAGUGAUGCUGUUAUGACUGUUGUUCGCCGCAUACCUUCUCCUCGAAGGGACUUAAACCGCCGACAUAUUAUUCCUCUGUAUCAGGCUCCUGAGCCGGGGAUAUUCGACGAUGACGAAUCCUUAGAAGAGAGUAAUAGCCAGCCUGCAAUGUCAAACAGAAGCCCUUGCAAUAAUAAUGAAGAUGGUACAACAGAGAACGUUCCCUCCAGGACAAUAGAGAUCAAAACAUACCCAGAAGUUUCAUCUGCUCCACGGUCAAAUUCUUUCGAGGAUUUCACUGUUCUGGUUCAUCUUAAAGCUUGUGCAACGACCAAAAGGCAUAACCACACCAGAAACCAGAGCAGCUGCCUUCAUCAACAGCAACAGCUUUCUCAUUCUCCCCGAGCUCCAGUCGAUCUUGUCACGGUGCUCGACAUAAGUGGAAGUAUGGCGGGCACCAAGCUUGCAUUGCUCAAAAGGGCAAUGGGGUUUGUAAUUCAGAAUCUCGGCUCCAACGACAGACUUUCAGUUAUAGCCUUUUCCUCAACGGCCCGCCGCCUAUUCCCGCUUCGGCGAAUGACUGACGUAGGGCGACAGCAGGCCCUGCAAGCCGUUAACUCAUUGGUCGCCAAUGGAGGGACCAACAUUGCGGAAGGUUUGAGAAAGGGUGCUAAGGUAAUGGAAGAGCGGAGAGGGAAGAAUCCUGUGGCGAGUAUCAUAUUGUUGUCUGAUGGGCAAGACACUUACACUGUAAAUGGCUCUGGAACGAACCAGACCCAACCCAACUACCGGUUGCUCCUCCCUGUAUCAAUCCAUGGCGGUGGUGACAAUGCAGGGUUCCAGAUUCCGGUCCACGCAUUUGGGUUUGGUGCAGACCACGACGCCUCGUCCAUGCACUCGAUAUCAGAGAUCUCCGGUGGGACUUUCUCGUUCAUAGAGACUGAGGCCGUGAUCCAGGACGCUUUCGCUCAGUGCAUAGGCGGGCUUUUGAGUGUUGUGGCGCAGGAAUUGCAGGUAGUAGUGCAGUGUUUGAAUCCAAUGGUUCGGGUCGGGUCGGUUAAAACGGGAAGUUACCCGAGCCGAGUUGGGGUCGAUGGACGAACCGGGUUCGUUGACGUAGGCGACUUAUACGCCGACGAAGAGAGGGACUUUCUGGUCUCUGUUCACGUCCCGGCUGAGCAUUCCGGCGAUAUAACAUCGUUGUUGAAAGUGAAUUGUGCUUUCAAAGAUCCUAUCACUAAAGAAAUUGCGACAAUGGAGAGUGAGGAAGUGAGGAUUGAGAGGCCUGAGGUGGUAGCCGAGGAAGGAGCCGCCGCCGUGGUGAUAUCGAUAGAGGUAGACAGACAACGGAACAGGUUGCGAGCCGCGGAAGCAAUGGCUCAGGCUCGAGCUGUGGCCGAACGAGGGGAGUUAACCGGCGCGGUUUCGAUACUAGAGAGCUGCAGAAAAUUACUAGCGGAAACCAUAUCGGCUAAAUCUCGAGACCGGCUGUGCGUGGCGCUUGACGCCGAGCUUAAGGAAAUGCAAGAGAGAAUGGCGAGCCGACACGUGUACGAGGCGUCUGGUAGGGCUUAUAUUCUGUCGGGGAUGAGCUCUCACUCGUGGCAGCGAGCGACGGCGAGGGGUGACUCGACUGAUGGGUCUAGCCUUGUUCAGGCUUAUCAGACGCCGUCCAUGGUAGAAAUGCUUACAAGGUCUCAAGCCAUGUUGCUAGGUAGUCCUUCGGCUCAGAGGCUUGUUCAGCCAUUAUGGUCCAUUGGAUCACAACCCAAACCAAGGUAGUCCGUUCGUAUGAGGGUGGGGGCCACAUCUUUUAAGUCUUUUUCAAUAGCUCUUUCUUGGUGCAAUUUUUUUUUUUUUUUUUUAAUUGAAGUUUUUGAAAUUUGGGGUUUUGUUAAGAGGAGAGAGAGAAAAGAUGAAGGAGAUGUUUUUGGGAAAGGUUUAUUGGGGAUUUCAUUUUGCUCAUGCCUUGUAAUGUGUAAAUGAAUAAGGAGUGAGAAAAUGGUGAAAUAUAUUAUAUGUUGGGGGGAGGAAAACAAAAGAGAGGCACACUAAGUAGGGUUCUUAUUAAGUUUAAGUUUUUUUUUGGGGGGGUUAUUUUUAUUUUUAAUUUUUUUUUGGGUUUUAAUUAAUUGUGUUGGGGGUGGUGUACAUAGAGAUAUGGAUAUUUUUCUCUCUGGGAAAAUGGGUAUAAAGUUUGGCAUUUUGUGAAAGAUGGUUGGGUUGGACAGUCUCAUCACCUGAAUAUGUAUAAUCUACCUGCUCGCAAUUCUUUUUUCUUUGGCA
Cannabis sativa is the source of this 3329-nucleotide messenger RNA. RefSeq names its product E3 ubiquitin-protein ligase WAV3. The record is from RefSeq and is a predicted model, not a curated record. NCBI's taxonomy places the organism in Eukaryota, Viridiplantae, Streptophyta, Magnoliopsida, Rosales, Cannabaceae. The coding region runs from base 597 to 2825 and encodes 742 amino acids. The transcript is spliced from 2 exons.